Molecule: messenger RNA, 3146 nt
Organism: Linum trigynum
Lineage: Eukaryota; Viridiplantae; Streptophyta; Magnoliopsida; Malpighiales; Linaceae
Source: the annotation of a GenBank genome assembly
CCGGAACAGCAACAUCUCUUCUCCAGUUUCUUUUCACUGUCCAGUUUUCUUCUCUUCCUCUCUAGCGAACGAAAAACCAUAGAAAACGUAUAUACCAUCAAACCCUCGUUUCCCCGAAUUACUUUCUUCACUAGAGUUAUCCCGUUUACCGAUUGAACGACUACCAUCUAGUCGCCGCGACCUGAUAGUCUUCGCUGGCCAUCAGCUCCGACUUCCAGGUCGACGACUACCGUUCCGUCAAUGGAAGAGUACCGCCGUUGAAUCGGGCCAGCCAGACGUCGACGCAGCAAGAAAGAGAUUAUAUACGUGCAGACAGACCGAGAGAUCUAAAGGGCAUUCGAAAUUUUUGAGUUUUUGAUGCUGUAAUGGGUGCCGCUGGUUCCAAACUCGAGAAAGCUCUCGGCGAUCAGUUCCCUGAAGGCGAGCGAUACUUCGGCCUCGAGAAUUUCGGCAAUACCUGCUACUGCAACAGCGUCUUGCAGGUUCCCUCUUCUCCCCAUUUCCCCAUUCCUCGUCUGUUUGGCUGGUUGUCUUUUGUGCGAGUUUCGACUUAUCCAAAUUCUCCCCAAAACAGCGUCUUUCUGAACCCCCAAUAGGCUUACUCCCGUGGGUUUUCGGGUUCUCUGCAUAGGUUGCUAGCUGAAAUCUCCAAUAAACGUUUAUGCUCUUCGUGGAAUAGAUGAUAGUGGAAAUCGUGAUCAGGUCAAGAGUAUUAUUGUUUUGAGCUAUAAUUGAAUUGGUUGAAAUCCAGUUUCUGGGUUUCGAAUGAAGUCAUGAUUUACCCUCGGAUAGAUAGUAUGUUCGUGCAUUGUCAAUUGGAUAUCCAAAAAUUGAUGAAUGAUGCGUGAAUAUUCCGCACUCUCGUCGCAAUUUUAUAGAUACUUAGUUUCUCCAUAUUCUCAACUUUUGGCACCAAUGUUCUUCAUCGCCCAAUUUCUCACUUCUCGUUUUCUUCCUUCAUUUCUGCAGGCUCUAUACUUCUGUGUACCAUUCCGGGAACAAUUGCUUGAGUACUAUGCAAUUAAUAAAUCCACUGGGGAUGCAGAAGAGAAUCUCUUAACAUGUUUGGCAGACUUAUUUACACAGGUGAUUGUUUGAUCAAAUAUUUUGCUUCUAUCAUAUUCUGUUUUGCACACCAUGUUGACAUUUUAAGGAUAUUGAAUUGUUGAUGUUUCGUCCAAAAUAAUGAUAGACCUCUCCCGCUUCAUUGUUCUAUGGGGUUAUCUAUUAAGGCAGGAUAUCUGUAUGUGAAUGGGCCCCCUCUCUGAUUUCUCCCUAUAUUCUAAAGCAAAUAGCAGUGUUUUGACUGUGUUAUCUAGCAUCAUUGCUGGAUUCUGGUGCAUUUGGAUUGGUUUACUUAGCUCCUACUUCAUCGGUUGCAAGGCUCGAGAGGCCUAUUAUGCUCACUGCUUUUCUUCUCUUCUGUUUUUAGUGGAACAUGACCUACUUCACAUGAUGAUUUUUUUCUUGUCCAUCUCUUCCUGCACCUCCUAGUCAUUAGCAUUCUGGAUUAAUGUUAUAUUUUCUCUUCUCUGUAGAUAAGCUCACAAAAGAAGAAAACUGGUGUCAUUGCGCCCAAGCGAUUUGUCCAGCGAUUGAAAAAACAAAAUGAGCUUUUCCGUAGCUAUAUGCACCAGGUAUACCUUCCAUCUUUCAUGCAAUUAUCUCGAGGUUCGUCCUGAAUAUAAUACUUGGUUUUCUUAGCCAUUUGUAAUAUUAAGGUCUAAUGAAACUGUUGGUUUUGUAGGAUGCUCAUGAGUUUUUGAAUUUUUUGCUCAAUGAACUUGUUGACAUUCUGGAGAAAGAGGCGAAAGCUGUUAAAAGCGAUACAGAAACUUCAUCUCCACCUGAAAAGACUGCAAAUGGCUCAAAGAGUGUGCUGCCGAAUGGAGUUUUGAAGGAGCCUUUAGUUACUUGGGUGCACAAGAAUUUCCAGGUGAGAUUCGUUAGUCGUGCAUAGUCAGAUAUGAUAAUUACCUUGUUGGAAAACAAACGCUGAUAAUGUUAUGCAUUGAAGUCACCUUAGUUAUUUUUCUGUAUCAGGGAAUACUUACGAACGAAACUAGGUGCCUGCAGUGUGAAACAGUGACAGCUAGAGAUGAGACCUUCUUUGAUUUGAGCCUUGAUAUAGAACAGAACAGCUCAAUAACCAGCUGUUUGAAAAAUUUCAGUUCAACUGAGACUCUGAAUGCAGAAGAUAAAUUCUUCUGUGACAAGUGCUGCAGGCAAGUUAUUUUACUUGCAUAAUCUGGCAUUUGUUCUUCCAUGGAUGUUUACUUCAUUGAAUGGUUAACAAUGCUGGUGCUAGUUUCAGCUACUUGGUCUCGAACCUUCUCGGUCCCAUUGACCCAUUGAUUCAUUCUUCCUCUUUCGUUGGCCUGAGCCAUGGGUUAAAACUGACACUAGUUCUUAUGGGCUCAGUUGCAUGACAGUCUCCAAUGCAAUUUAAGUUUUAGUCUAAAUUUUCUAUUGAUGAGUAGAGGCAUCUUAUCAUUUUAUCAACUGCUUCGAAUGGUAAUUGAAAGCACCUUGUUCUGUACAUUCUGUGUCAUUGCAAACUGAAGUUGUCUGGCCAUGUAUACACAUUUUUUUCUUAUUCUUUCACAAGUCCCCAAAAUUUAUUGAUGGUAAAUUUGGUUUCUGGUAGCGAUCAAUAGAGUGGAUGAUGUAUAGUAACUGUUUGUAUGCAAAAAUGAUGUGUGUGCAGCUUGCAAGAAGCUCAAAAGAGAAUGAAGAUAAAGAAGCCGCCUCAUAUUCUGGUGAUCCACCUCAAGAGGUUUAAAUACAUUGAGCAAUUGGGUCGUUACAAGAAGCUGUCAUACCGAGUAGUGUUCCCCCUCGAGCUGAAGCUGAGCAAUACAAUGGAAGAUUCAGAUAUCGAGUACUCGCUCUUUGCUGUGGUUGUACACGUCGGGAGUGGGCCCAACCAUGGUCACUACGUCAGCCUUGUGAAGAGCCACAAUCACUGGUUGUUCUUUGACGACGAGAAUGUUGAGAUGAUCGACGAGUCUGCCGUGCAGACAUUUUUCGGUUCAGCACAAGAGUACUCAAGUAACACGGAUCAUGGGUAUAUUUUGUUCUACGAGAGCAUCACCGCCACAAACAAGAGCUAAACUAGGAGAGAGAAAGAAAGGUGGUCUAGAUGG